This is a messenger RNA of Dermacentor albipictus, 1986 nucleotides long. RefSeq lists its product as uncharacterized. NCBI's taxonomy places the organism in Eukaryota, Metazoa, Arthropoda, Arachnida, Ixodida, Ixodidae. The record is from RefSeq and is a predicted model, not a curated record.
GUGCUUUCCAGCUUCUCAAGAAAAUGACAGCUAUGAUUCGAGGAUUGUGUUGUUCGUGAUCUGCCUGGUGCUCCUGUGCAUAGCCGGUUUGAUCUUCGUCAUCCUAUCAGGUCUUGGCACUGAUGGAGAUGACGACAAUAGCGACAUCAGCGGUGGUGGGGACGGUAGCAAGAACAGGCCUGGCCCUCCGGUGUAUAAUGAAGCAGGGGUCGGACGAGACAACCCUCCGCCCACCACAUUUGCACCACCCCUGCCAGCACAGGGACGGAUUCCUCAGGCACCAGGGCCCAUGCCUCCGGUACCGGCAACAAUUCCUCCAGCACGGCGAACCACUCCGCCUAGUCUGCCGACAGCAACACCGCAAGCGACGCGAACGCAGCCAUCCACAGGUGUGCCGCCGUUCGUGCUGACAUCGGCGAUUCCAAGUGCAAAAGGCACGAGCACAAGUCCUUCGACAAAGGCUAAGAAGACCACGACGGCUAAGAAGACCACGACGACUAAGAAGACCACGACCACUAAGAAGACCACGACGACUAAGAAGACCACGACGACUAAGAAGACCACGACGACUAAGAUGGCCACGACGACUAGCACCGCCACUAUGGCCAAGCAUACCACGAUAAUCCCCAAGACAACCCCCAAGACAACCCCGACGACAGCCCCGACGACAAUCCCGACGACAACCUCCACGACAACCCCCAAGACAACCCCCAAGACAACCCCCAAGACAACCCCGACGACAACCCCCACGACAACCCCCAAGACAACCCCGACGACAACCCGCAAGACAGCCCCGACGACUACUUCGACAACCUCCUUGCCGGAAUCAAGAGAAAUCAUGUGCACCGUGGGCCAUUCUGCCGUCGCGAACAUCAUGUACCCACCCGAAGGUGUCUGCCAAUACCUCUUCUAUGUCGACGUGAUCAUCCUGGACCGCAAGAUAGUAGCCUCAUUAGAGCAGAACAGCUGGAAGCUAUUCCAAAUGAAGGCCAUGAAAUAUAACAAGGUCAAGUCAGGCAUUUCUUUCGACUACAGGUACACCACAUCGAAGCUGCUAUCUGAUGCCAAGGACGAACUUAAUAGGCUGGCAACGAAGAAGAUUCAGAGCUACGGCGUGCUGAAUAUUGUCACGAAGCCGGGAGAUUUUGCCCAAGCUGUGCAAUCCAUGGAGCCAGUUGUAGCAGCAAUGAAGAACAUCCAAGGCAGCGAUCCAGAAAAGAGGACCGUCAUCGCAUUUGGAUCGUACGACUACAGUGAACCUUCUUUUAUGCAGCGGUACGGGAAUAUAUUUGCAUCUGUGGUCGAUUCAUUCAAGGUCGACACAGUCAUUGCUAUCUCAUCGGUCGGAUCAGUCGAGGGCCCGGACAACUGCAAUGCCGUCCCACCAACUGUGUUGAUCUCUCCAAUGCCAAAGUUUCCAAGCCUGAGGAGCCAUUGGCAUCUCGUGAGCUCCAACACGACGAGGUACAUCAACAACAAUAUAUUGGUGGGCCUGUCGUUCGAAAUGGGGGCCCUGAUCUACGUCCUCAAAAAGGACGCCCGCAACUUGAAUAGCAGCGCUUACGCCGAGUGCACCAACUUCGGCAUGACGAGUCGCGAUGUGAUUUGCGCGACAAGAAAACAUGUUGACAGAGAUGAGCAGCUCCUAAGAAGGCCGUAUUUUAUAUAUGGCACAUUUCUCACUACAAGCACCAACAGGCAUGUUGCCUUUGCCGAGUACCACACCAGCGUCCGGGACAAGUACACCGCGGCCCGCAGGAGGUUUGGCUCCGUGCGCAAACGAGCGGCGUUGAUGCUCUUCAACGUGCACCUUGGGGACGUGAGGAAGAAGUGCGGGCCCGACGCUUUCACCAUCAUAAAAUGGAUCUGCCAGGACUUCAGAGGUGUUAACAAGUGCAACUGAGCCAGCGUCUUUUCGUCGUGCACCUGGAAGCCGUAGACCCGCCAACGGAGUGCGGUAAAAUAAAUGAAAUUUGUUUUUUACAA